AUGAUCAUCACUGGUGAUGAUUCUGACUACAUUGCCUUUGUUAAGGCUCGCCUUUGCGAUCAGUUCCUCAUGACUGUUCUUGGUCCACUUCGCUAUUUUCUUGGGAUUGAGAUCUCCUCGACUUCUGAUGGCUUCUACAUCUCCCAAGAGAAAUAUAUUCAGGAUCUUUUCGCUCGCGCUGCUCUCGGUGAUGAGCGCACAGUUGUGACUCCUAUGGAGCUCAACGUUCAGCUUCGUGCCACUGAUGAUGAUCCUCUUCCUAAUCCCACUCGCUAUCUUCACCUUGUUGGCAGUCUUGUCUAUCUUGCUGUUAUGCGUCCUGACAUCUCCUAUCCUGUCCACAUCCUGAGUCAGUUUGUUUCAGCCCCCACCUCUGUCCACUAUAAUCAUCUCCUCCGUGUUCUACGAUAUCUUCGUGGCACGAUCUCUCAGCGCCUUUUCUUUCCCCGCUCCAGCUCUCUUGAGCUCCAGGCCUACUCUGAUGCUACCUGGGCUAGUGAUCCCUCUGAUCGACGCUCGCUGUCUACUUAUUGUGUCUUUCUUGGUGGCUCUCUCAUUGCCUGGAAGACAAAGAAACAGAGUGCAGUUUCUCGCUCGAGUACAGAGGCUGAGUUGCGAGCCAUGGCUAUGUUGACGGCUGAGGUGAUCUGGUUACGGUUGUUACUUGAGAAUUUUGGUGUGUCUGCUACUACCUCGACUCCCUUACUGUCAGACAGUACCGGUGCUAUCAGUAUUGCGUGUGACCCGGUGAAGCAUGAGCUCACCAAGCACAUCGGUGUGGAUGCUCACUUUGUGCGUGCUGCUGUGCAGGAUCAGACUCUUGCUCUUCACUAUGUGCCCUCUGAGUUACAGUUGGCGGACUUCUUCACGAAGGCACAGAGUCGCGCAUAG
Messenger RNA from Aegilops tauschii subsp. strangulata, 891 nucleotides. NCBI's taxonomy places the organism in Eukaryota, Viridiplantae, Streptophyta, Magnoliopsida, Poales, Poaceae. The record is from RefSeq and is a predicted model, not a curated record.